This is a messenger RNA of Knipowitschia caucasica, 1125 nucleotides long. The record is from the annotation of a GenBank genome assembly. Lineage: Eukaryota; Metazoa; Chordata; Actinopteri; Gobiiformes; Gobiidae.
AUGGAUCCAGCCACAGCCACAGGACCCCCCCUGGACUCUGACUACUUCUGGACAACCGAGGACUACGGCACCGAUGACUACGGCACCGAUGACUACGGCACCGGUUCCCCGGACGGCGGCGGGAUGUGCGGCCGCGGUUGGGUGCGAGACUUCCGGGCGCAGUACGAACCGCCGCUGUUCUGGAUCAUCUUCCUCUUGGGCGCCGUGGGAAACCUCCUCGUCGUCCUCAUCUACUGCACCUUCCGCCGCCGCAUCAAGACCAUGACCGACAUCUACCUGCUCAACCUCGCCGUGGCCGACCUCCUCUUCCUCUGCACCCUCCCCUUCUGGGCCCAGGACGCGCUCAACGGCUGGAGCUUCGGCCGCGGCGCCUGCAAAGUGGUUCUCCCCGUUUACAAGAUCAACUUCUUCAGCAGCGUGCUCCUCCUCACCUGCAUCAGCGUGGACCGGUACGUGGCCAUCGUGCAGGUCGCCAAAGCCCACAACAGCAAGAAGAAGCGUUUGUUCUACAGCAAAGUGGCGUGUUUAGCGGUGUGGCUAGCCUCCGUGCUGCUAGCUUUGCCCGAGUUCAUGUUCGCCACGGUGAGGACGGGCGAGAAGAAGUCCUGCGCGCUGGUUUACGGGGACAACAGCAAGAAUCGGACGAAAAUCUUAGUGCUAGCUUUGCAGAUCUGCGUCGGGUUUUGCCUCCCGCUGAUUAUCAUGUUUUUCUGCUACUCCGUGAUCAUCCGGAAGCUUCUCCAGGCCAAGAACUUCGAAAAGCACAAAGCCCUGCGCGUCAUUUUCGCCGUCGUUUUGGUGUUUGUCCUUUCCCAGCUCCCGUACAACGCCUUUCUCGUCAUGGAGGCUACGCAAGCGGCUAACGUUAGCAUUACGGACUGUGAGACGGUGAAGAGGUUCGACGUGGCGGGGAAGGUGGCCAAGAGCCUGGCCUACACGCACGCCUGCCUCAACCCCUUUCUCUACGUGUUUAUCGGGGUUAGAUUCCGGCAAGACCUGAUGAAGAUGGUGAAGAUGAGAGCGGGAAGUCUGAGCAAAGCCGGACUCAUGGUGUCGCCGUCGAGCUCCAAGAGGCAGCCGUCCGUCAUGUCGGAGACGGAGACCACCCCAGCUCUGUCUUUGUGA